GUGCUUCAACCCCCUCUGCCGUUGGCAUCGGAAAACCCCUUCUCUUCGGAGCAAGAAUGCAUCGGUCACAUUGGUGCUCAUGCACAUCAUAGUUUCGCUGCAGCUGGCUCUGGUACGGCCCUUUCCGAGGGGUCAGGAUCUAUCUCCACCUCCCCCAGCUCCAACGCCUCAUCGUCGCUAGCCUUCUCGCCUUUUACCCAGACUGCAGCCACGCCCUCCUACUACAACUACCCCCUAGCAAACAAUACCCACGGCUAUUCGUAUAGCGGUUUCAGUAACAUGUCGAGUCGACGACUAUCAUCCAUCGGUAUCAUAGGGUAUGCGGCUCAGCCUGAUCGUCAUACCGACAGCCCACCCUUCAACGCACAGGAAAACUACUGCGAUAUCACCUGCGAGGGAACGACCGUUGUUCCCAACAUUGAAGCUAAGAUCGAGAAGGGCUUCUUCUGGUCUUCCGACCGUGUCUGGACCUGUUAUCGCAGGAAUUACUUUGCAGUCAAUGUUUCCUACGGGCUGAGCCCAUGGAUUCCCAACGGCCGGUUAUAUCUCAGUCAGGGCGGCAACAAAGCCCCGGAACAGAUACAGUCUAUCGCGGUUUCUCUUGCCGCCGCCGUAGACGGCACCGCUGGGAAAAGCAUCGAGCUGAUUCAGCACACCCCGAAGCGCGACAAGGGACCACAGCUUCCGAUGAAGAAGGAGCUCCUUGCGCCUACACCUCCCGGAAAGAGUCACGAGCACAGCAGUUACGGUCUGAACAACUUUCACCAGACAAACCAGAUAGCAGGCCCGCAACUACCGCUGCAGAGCGAGUCCGAACCCUCCCAGCAGUAUUCGCCAACCAGCCACGCGAACAGCAACUACCAACACGCUUUCGAACGCAUCCAGUUCAAGUCGGCCACCGCAAAUAACGGUAAGCGCAGAGCUCAGCAGCAAUACUAUCAUUUGAUUGUGGAGCUUUGGGCGAACGUCCAGAAUCCCCGCGAUGGCGAGGCCCGCUGGGUCAAGGUUGCCGCCCGAUCCUCCCACCCCGUGGUUGUCCGCGGCAGAUCGCCCAGCCACUAUCAGAACGAAGGCCCUCACAAUGCCAACGCUUCAAGAGGUGCGGGAGGCUCAGGUGUUGGCGGACCCGGCCCUCACGGGCUAGGCUCCAAUGGAGGGGGAGGAUACGGCGGAGGCUAUCGCAAUGGUCUCUCAGGCAGCGGUGGCUCGGCUAUGGGCGGAAGCAUGUACAGAGGCACCACGUACUCGCUUGACCCGAGCCCUGUGGGAAGCCACUCAGUCAGCUCCGCUAGCUCGCUGAGCGGGGGCCCUGUGGAAGGACUGGUAGGAGAUCAGCAUAUGGUCGACGAAGACGACACCAAGAUGAUCGAGACGCACAACGACUACCAGUACUAUCCCGCGCCCAUCUACGAGAGCAUCCCGCCAAAGGUUGAUCCUCCUGGACUCCCUCUACCGGAGCGUACUAGUAGGAUCAAAGAAGAGUUCCCAGGCCCGGCAUCUAUGGCCACCGGUUGGCAGGUCGGCAACUGCGGACGGUUCCAAGGAAUGGAGACUAGCCGCGGAUAUUACCCGGACGUACAUGCCCACGCUGGGUAUUGA
This is a messenger RNA of Trematosphaeria pertusa, 1599 nucleotides long. RefSeq names its product p53-like transcription factor. Gene Ontology annotation, molecular function: DNA-binding transcription factor activity; DNA binding. Lineage: Eukaryota; Fungi; Ascomycota; Dothideomycetes; Pleosporales; Trematosphaeriaceae. The transcript has 3 exons. Gene Ontology annotation, biological process: positive regulation of transcription by RNA polymerase II; meiotic cell cycle. The annotation marks the transcript as partial. Gene Ontology annotation, cellular component: nuclear chromosome. The record is from RefSeq and is a predicted model, not a curated record.